Messenger RNA from Psammomys obesus (fat sand rat), 3907 nucleotides. Its product is annotated as zinc finger protein 709-like. Gene Ontology annotation, biological process: regulation of cytokine production; regulation of immune system process; negative regulation of transcription by RNA polymerase II. NCBI's taxonomy places the organism in Eukaryota, Metazoa, Chordata, Mammalia, Rodentia, Muridae. The record is from RefSeq and is a predicted model, not a curated record. Bases 78 to 3581 code for a protein of 1167 amino acids. The transcript has 5 exons.
UUCAGCUAAGGUAGGGAGGGAGUCUGUGAGCCGCUGCCAGGAGCCGAGGAGAGCGGGGCAAGCUCGGAGUCCGCGCCAUGGAUGCAGUGACCUUUGAGGACGUACAUGUGAACUUCUCUCAGGAAGAGUGGGCAUUGCUAGAUCCCUCUCAGAAGAGUCUCUACAAAGAUGUGAUGCUGGAAACCUACUGGAACCUUAAUUUUACAGGACACAAAGGGGAAGACCACAGUAUUGAAGAACAUUGUCAAAGUUCUAGAAGACAUGUAAGGUAUAGCGGCUGUCCCCCUAGAUACAAGCCACAUGAUCUGAAGGAACAUGGAAAGCAGCAGUGUGCCACUCUCUUUCCCAGAACAAUUAGAAGAUAUGUGGUCAUUCCCACUAUGAGAAGACAAGAUGAAUGGGAUACAAGUUUACAAAUAAUUGGUUUUCCAGAUUCAGUGGGAAUACAUCAAAAUACUAACAUUGGAGAAAAGCCCUGUGAGUACAAGGAAUGUGAAAAAUCUUCUGUCUGCCCUGCCUCAUUUUGCACAUGUAUUGUGACUCCCACUAUAGAAAAAUGCUGUAAAUGCAAUCAGAGUGGAAAAGCUUUGAGUUCUUCCAGUUCUCUUCAAAGAAGUGAAAAAUCGCAUAUGGGAAAAGGAAGUGAUAAAUAUGAUCCAAGUAGUAAAAGCUUUAACCUUCACAGGUAUCUUGAAGAACACAAAGCAACCUAUAAUGAAGAGGGUCUCUAUGAAUGUAAUAAAUGUGAUAAAGCCUCUUUAGAAUUCCACCAAAGAACUCAUUUGGAAAUGAAAUCCUAUGACUGUAAACAAGAAGAUAAAGCCUUUAUAUGUCACAGCCAUCAUCAAGUGGAUAGAAGUAAUACUAGAGAGAAAAAGUAUAAAAAUCCUCAAUGUGGGAAAUCCUUUGCAUGUCCCACUUAUCCUCUCAUACAUGAAAGAACUCAUACUAGAGAGAAACCCUAUGAAUGUAAUCAGUGUGGUAAACUUUUUUCAUGUAACACUUCUCUUAAAAGGCAUGAAAGAACUCAUACUGGAGAGAAAUUGUAUGGCUGUAAUCAAUGUGGUAAAGCCUUUACAUGUCGCAGUUCUCUUCAAGUACAUGAAAGAAUUCACACUGGAGAGAAACCCUAUAAAUGUACACAAUGUGGUAAAACCUUUGCAUAUUACAAUAGUCUUCAAAUGCAUGAAAGAACUCAUACUGGAGAGAAACCCUAUGAAUGUACUCAGUGUGGAAAAACCUUUGCACGUAACUGUACUCUUCAUAUACAUAAAAGAAUUCAUACUCUUGAGAAACCCUAUGAAUGUUCUCAGUGUGGUAAAACCUUUGCAUAUCGCAGUACUCUAAAACUCCAUGAAAGAAUUCAUACCGGAGAGAAACCAUAUAAAUGUAAUCAGUGUGGUAAAGCCUUUGCAAGUAAUAGUAGUCUUUACAAGCAUGAAAAAAGUCAUUCUGGAGAAAAACCCUAUGAAUGUGAUCAAUGUGGUAAAGUGUUUGCAUAUUGCAAUAGUCUUCAAAUGCAUGAAAGAACCCAUUCUGGAGAGAAACCCUAUGAAUGUAGUCAGUGUGGAAAAGUGUAUUCAAGUAACAGUCAUCUUAAGAUGCAUGAAAGAAAUCAUAGUAGAAAGAAACCUUAUGCAUGUAAUCAGUGUGGUAAAGCUUUUCAAUGUCGCAGUGCUCUUCAAGUGCAUGAAAGAAUUCAUACUGGAGAGAAACCCUAUGAAUGUAAUCAGUGUGGUAAAACCUUUGCGUAUGGCAAUAGUCUUCAAAUUCAUGAAAGAACACAUACUGGAGAGAAACCCUAUGAAUGUGAUCAGUGUGGUAAAACCUUUGCAUAUUUCAGUAAUCUUCAACUCCAUGGAAGAACUCAUACUGGAGAAAAACCUUAUGAAUGUAAUCAAUGUGGUAAAGCCUUUGCAUAUAACCAUACUCUUCAAAUACAUGAAAGAAUUCAUACUGGAGAGAAGCCAUAUAAAUGUAAUGAGUGUGGUAAAGCCUUUGCAAGUAACAGUAGUCUUUACAACCAUGAAAGAAAUCAUACUGAAGAAAAACCCUAUGAAUGUAAUCAAUGUGGUAAGAUCUUUGCAGGUAAUAGUCAUCUUAAGAUGCAUAAAAGAACUCAUACAGGAGAGAAACCCUAUGAUUGCAAUGAAUGUGGUAAAGCAUUUGCAAGUCAUGGUAAUCUUCAAAUACAUAAAAGAAUUCAUACGGGAGAGAAACCCUAUGAAUGUAAUCAAUGCAGUAAAGCCUUUGCACAUUUCAGUACUCUUCGAAAACAUGAAAAAAAUCAUACUAGGGAAAAACCCUAUGAAUGUAAUUUCUGUGGUAAAGCCUUUGCAAGUCGCAUUUCUCUUCAAAUACACAAAAGAACUCAUACAGGAGAGAAACCCUAUGAUUGCAGUGAAUGUGGUAAAGCAUUUGCAUGUCGCAGUAAUCUUCAAAUACACAAAAGAACUCAUACAGGAGAGAAACCUUACGAUUGUAAUGAAUGUGGAAAAGCAUUUGCAUGUCGCAGUCAUCUUCAAAUACAUGAAAGAACUCACACUGGAGAGAAACCUUAUGGAUGUAAUCAGUGUGGUAAAGUCUUUGCACGUCGCAGUAGUCUUCAAAUGCAUGAAAGAAGUCAUACUGGAGAGAAACCUUAUGAAUGUAAUCACUGUGGUAAAGCCUUUGCAUAUAACAGUGAUCUUCACAGGCAUGAAAUAAUUCAUACUGGAGAGAAACCCUAUAUAUGUAAUCAGUGUGGCAAAGCCUUUGCACGUCGUAGAAGUCUUCGAAAUCAUGAAGAACAUCAUACUCUUGAGAAAUCGUAUGAGUGUAGUGUGUGUGGUAAAGCCUUUGCAUAUCACAGUAAUCUUUAUAUACAUGAAAGAACUCAUACUGGAGAGAAACCAUAUGAAUGUACUCAAUGUGGUAAAGCCUUUUCAUGUCGCAGUCAGCUUCAUAUACAUGAAAGAAGUCAUACUGGAGAGAAGCCCUAUAAAUGUAAUCAGUGUGGAAAAGCAUUUCUGCUUCGCAGUAGUCUUAAAAUUCAUGAAAGAACUCACACUGGAGAGAAACCUUAUAGAUGUACUCAGUGUGGUAGAGCCUUUGCACGUCACAGUAAUCUUCUGAUACAUGAAAGAAGUCAUAGUGGAGAGAGACCUUAUGAGUGUAAUCAAUGUGGUAAAACCUUUGCAAGUCGUAGUAGUCUUCGAAAUCAUGAAAAACAUCAUACUGUUGAAAAACCUCAUAAAUGUAAUCAGUGUGAUAAAACCUUUGCAUGCCGCAGCCAUCUUCAACUACAUAAAAGAAAUCAUACUGGAAAAAAACUCUAUGAGUGUAGUCAAUGUGGAAAACCCUUUGCAAGUCAUAGUUAUCUUCAAAUACACAGAAGAACUCAUACUGGAGAAAAACCAUAUGAAUGUAUUCAGUGCAGUAAAGCCUUUGCAUGUCGCAGUAAUCUUUAUAUACAUGAAAGAAGUCAUACUGGAGAGAAACCAUAUGAAUGUAGCCAAUGCGGUAAAGCCUUUGCAUAUUGGAGUAGUCUUCAUAAUCACAAAAAAUGUCAUACUGGAGAGAAACCUUAUGAAUGUAAUUGAUGCGGUAAAGCUUUGUCAUGUCAGUGUAAUCUUCAGACUAUCAAAGAAAAACACUAAGAAUGUAAUCAAUGUGAUAAUGCCUCUGCCUGUUACAUAUUUCCUCCAAGGCAUGAGAGAAUUUCUACUGGAGAGAAAUGCAUGAAUCUAAUAAAUGCAGUAAAUACACGAAGCACAUUUUUCUCACUGAGCCAUUUCAUUGGGCUCAUGUAAGAUUAGUAGAACCAUUUCAUCAUUAAAACAUUGUCUUUUGUUUUUUCAAAUUGUAUGCAAAUUGUUAUCCAAGGGUAAAAGAAUGCACAAUAAUUUGAGAAAUAAAACAUUUUCAA